AUGCUUCGAUUGGGACAAUUUGUACUUUUGCUUAUCUUGGCUGCUGCCAUUUUCUCGAUUCCAACCAGCUAUUCAAAGAGCAAUCCACAAUUGUUCAACCUUUUCAAACAAAUUCAUAACAAGUAUGUUAGAUCCGUUUAAAAAACUGAAAUUUUUCCAAUUUUUUUUUCAGAAAAGCAGUUGGAGAUGCUCUCCCAUACGAUCAUUCGGCAUUUUCGGAUAAUAAUGGAUAUGGUUUUGACAAUGAGCCAUUGUUUGUGAUUGUUUGA
This is a messenger RNA of Caenorhabditis angaria, 269 nucleotides long. Lineage: Eukaryota; Metazoa; Nematoda; Chromadorea; Rhabditida; Rhabditidae. The record is from the annotation of a GenBank genome assembly.